AUGUUUUCAAAUAUAUUAAGACAAAGCAGUAGGGGACUUAUAAAUUUCACCAGUGUCUCAACAAGACCAUUAGGUGCUCAUAUUCAUGGCGUCAACCCUUUAAUAACUGUUUCACCAUUGCAGUCUGUAGUUGGGUUGAUGCAGCAAAGAUUUAAAUCUAGAGGUAACACUUAUCAACCUUCAACAAGAAAAAGAAAGAGAAAAUUGGGGUUUUUGGCUAGACUCAAGUCUAUUGGUGGUAGAAAAAUACUUGAAAGAAGAAGAGCGAAGGGUAGAUGGUUCUUAACUCAUUAG
Molecule: messenger RNA, 294 nt
Organism: Candida dubliniensis CD36
Lineage: Eukaryota; Fungi; Ascomycota; Pichiomycetes; Serinales; Debaryomycetaceae
Product: mitochondrial 54S ribosomal protein bL34m
Exons: 1
Coding region: 1-294 (97 amino acids)
Biological process (GO): translation
Cellular component (GO): mitochondrial large ribosomal subunit; ribosome
Molecular function (GO): structural constituent of ribosome
Source: RefSeq, a predicted model, not a curated record